Caenorhabditis briggsae is the source of this 1113-nucleotide messenger RNA. Gene Ontology annotation, biological process: embryo development. The transcript is spliced from 3 exons. Gene Ontology annotation, molecular function: protein binding. Lineage: Eukaryota; Metazoa; Nematoda; Chromadorea; Rhabditida; Rhabditidae. The record is from RefSeq and is a predicted model, not a curated record. The coding region runs from base 1 to 1113 and encodes 370 amino acids.
AUGUCAGAAAACGCGAGAAACGGUGGAAUUCAGAAAUGUGAAGAAAAUAUCAGCGAAAAAAAGAAAAAAGUCGAGAAAUUUCCAAUACUAAAGCUACCGGAUCUGGUUCGAGAGAUGGUUAUCAGGUUGAUGGACCCUGUUGAGAUCUUCGACUUCUCGCAAACGUCCAAACGGAUGCAUCGAACUGUCAAACGCUCCUGCCGUCAUAAAACCUAUCACCUCCACCUCCAAGCCAGCCUUAUCUAUCAAGCAGCGUUAUAUCCCCCAACAUACCCGGCAAUUCCAGCAGAACCAGCCAGAUUUCGGUUCCAAUCUCUGAAUGGCGAAACGGAGAGAGAUCCCAAAUAUGAUAGACACGUUGGAAAUUUUCAGAAGAUUCAUGCCAAUUUCCAGGAAGAAAAAGGACUCUAUUUCUUCCAUAAAUCCCACUGGGAAAUCACAAAGGAACUGAUAGCGGAGCUCCAAAAUCUGAUGAAUAUCAAAUUUCAACAAGUCAGAAUUUUCCUUGAUGGAAUUGAGAAUCGGGACCAUAAACCUCUUAUAGAGUGGCUGAAUACCUUCCCAAAUGGAAUCAAAUUGUCUUACAUCUACGGAGACUUGGUCUCCAAUGAGAAUAUGGUGGAUUUGAUGCAAAACUAUCAAUGCAGAGAUACUCUGAGAUUCUACGGGCGGCUCAGAGGAUUUCAAAUUGAUCCACUUCCCCUGAAAGCCACUGAUCUGAGAAUUGACUAUACUCAUUGGAUGACUGUGGAAAAUGUGCUUCAGAUGGAUAAUGUGGUGGCGUUUAAGCUGGGAAAUGCUCAGCAUUUCACUGAUGUAGAUUAUAAUGUGAUUCUAAAGGCCAUCAUCUCUGGAGCUCUUCCGAAAAUGGUUUAUGUGCAUUUGGAGCUGAAAAGGAGAUAUGAUAGGGAUGUGAUUUGUCAGGAUAUUCCAUUGAUACAAGAGAAUAGUGAGAGAUUGUUUAGCCGCUACGACAAACCACACCCCGAUAUCGGUGGAUUCCAUUUCAAUCUGGACAACGGAGACCUGGGGUCCAUCUUCUUUUAUAUGAAUGCAAGACCAGGACAGCCAUCGACAGAUAUUGGAAUUAUUGUCUGGAGACCGGAUGCUUGA